CGUGGGCGGCCAUAGGCGAAGUGUAGGGAACACGGAAGUGCGGAGCUGUGUCCCACAGUGAAUAGAGCCGGAUAGGAAGCGACGUGGAAAGACACUGGAAAUAGCGAGAGUAUGUAGUGCGAAGAUUUAAAACUCCGAGAGCCUUAAAAAAAGCGAGUUUUGAUGAGGAAUAUUUCAAGUCAACUAGUGGAACUUUAAUAACAGAAACUUUUCAUUUACCUCUGCUACAGUUUCAGAAUGGGCUCGUUUUUUCGGAGUGAGGCUAUGUGCUUGGCCCAGCUUUUCCUGCAGUCCGGCUCUGCGUAUGACUGUGUCAGCGAGUUGGGGGAAAUGGGUCUGGCUGAGUUUAGAGACUUAAACCCACAGGUAAGCGCCUUUCAGAGAAAGUUUGUUGGUGAAGUAAAGAAGUGUGAAGAAAUGGAGAGAAUACUAGGAUAUUUGAUGCAAGAAAUUCAAAAAGCAAAUAUACCAGUCCCUGAGGAAUCAUUGACGCCUGAGGCCCCCCUUCCAAAGCAUGUGCUUGAUAUCCAGGAACAACUGCAAAAACUGGAAGUGGAGCUGAGGGAAGUGAAUAAGAACAAGGAGAAGCUGCAGAAGAACCUUUUAGAAAUGAUUGAGUAUACAUACAUGCUGAGAGUCACAAACUAUUUAGUACACAGAUCCAAUGAGCAUGAAACUUCUGCACACAGCACUUAUGAGGAAUUUCCUGCACUUGAAAAGGAAUCUUUAAUUGACUAUACCUGCAUGCAGAGACUUGGGGCAAAACUGGGGUUUGUUUCUGGCUUAGUUCACCGUGCAAAGCUGGAAUCCUUUGAGAAAAUGCUGUGGAGAGUGUGCAAAGGAUACACUGUUUUAACAUACCAAGAACUGGAUGAGUAUCUUCUGCAUCCAGACACGGAAGAACCAACAAGAUGGUUUGUGUUUGUAGUUUCUUACUGGGGAGACCAGAUUGGGCAGAAGGUGAAAAAAAUCUGUGAGUGUUAUGACUGCCAUUUAUAUCCAUAUACAAACUCUGCUGAGGAGAGAAGAAAUUUACUGUCUGAGUUAAAUACACGUAUUCAGGAUUUGCAUAAGGUUAUUUCUCAAACAGAUGACUACCUCAAACAGGUUCUAUUUAAAGCAUCAGAAUCUGUAUACAAAUGGGUUAUACAGAUUAAAAAAAUGAAAGCAAUUUAUCAUGUUCUAAACUUCUGUCGAUUUGAUGUCACCAAUAAAUGCCUAAUUGCUGAGGUCUGGUGUCCAGUAGCUGACCUGCCAAACGUUAGAAGAGCACUUGAGGAAGGCUCGAGAAAGAGUGGUGUGUCUGUUCCUUCAUUUAUAAACCGCAUACCUAGCAAUGACACCCCACCAACUUUAAUCCGUACUAACAAGUUCACUUCAGGAUUUCAAAACAUUGUAGAUGCUUAUGGAGUUGGAAACUACAGAGAAAUGAAUCCAGCUCCAUACACUAUCAUUACCUUUCCUUUCCUGUUUGCUGUGAUGUUUGGAGACUUUGGGCAUGGGAUAUUGAUGUCUCUCUUUGCACUCUGUAUGGUUGUGUUUGAAAAGAGUCCUAAACUGGCACGUAGUCAAGACGAGAUCAUGAAGACCUUUUUUGAAGGCCGCUACAUCAUCUUGCUGAUGGGGCUUUUUUCCAUUUACACUGGGCUAAUUUACAAUGACUGUUUUUCCAAGUCAAUGAAUAUCUUUGGCUCAAGCUGGAAUGUUUCAGCCAUGUUUUCAUCAAACGUUUGGAGGACACAGGAUUUAUCCAAUAAGUUUCUAACACUGAAUCCCAAUGUAACAGGAGUGCUUACAGGUGUUUAUCCCGUUGGCAUUGAUCCAAUUUGGAGUUUAUCAACCAAUCGCCUCUCUUUCCUAAACUCCUUCAAAAUGAAGAUGUCUGUUAUCCUUGGAGUUAUUCAUAUGACAUUUGGAGUUGUUUUGAGUGCCUUUAACUAUAUGCAUUUCAAGAAGAGGUUCUGUAUUUUUCUGGUCUUCAUUCCUGAACUACUUUUUAUGAUUUGCAUCUUUGGCUACCUCGUCUUCAUGAUUUUGUACAAGUGGCUGGCGUAUUCAGCAGCAGACUCCAGGAAUGCUCCCAGUAUCCUCCUUCACUUUAUAAACAUGUUCAUGUUUUCUAAAAAUGACCAAAUUCCCGCUCUCUUCACUGGGCAGGUUGGAAUCCAGAUAUUCCUCAUAGUUUUGGUCACUCUUUGUGUACCUGUACUUCUGUUUGGGAAACCUCUCUAUCUCUACUGGCAACAUCAUGGCGGACAGACACUCCGAAAUUACAGAAAAGGUUACACCUUAGUACGUCGAGGAAGUGAGGAAGAGAUUUCUCUAGUGAGAUCACAUGAUCUGGAAGAAGGAGAAAUCAACAGCAGCCAUGAAGUUCAAAGGGAUAGAGAUAAGGAAAAGUUUGAUUUUGCUGAUGUGUUCAUGAGUCAGGCCAUCCACACCAUUGAAUACUGCCUGGGAUGCAUCUCCAAUACUGCUUCAUACCUUCGUCUCUGGGCACUAAGCUUAGCUCAUGCACAGUUGUCAGAAGUACUCUGGGGAAUGAUCAUGAGGAAGGGUCUCAAUGUAGAACCCAGCGUUGGGGUCUUUGUGUUGAUACCACUCUUUGCAGUAUUUGCUUUCCUAACAAUUGCUAUACUUCUGGUCAUGGAGGGCUUAUCUGCCUUUUUGCAUGCACUCCGAUUACAUUGGGUUGAAUUUCAGAACAAGUUUUACACUGGUGCAGGGUACAAAUUUAACCCAUUCUCCUUCAAGCACAUCUCUCAUAUCAACUGAGAACACCUUCUACAGCAUGUUUAUGUGCACCUUAAGACUUAUACAUGAAAUAUCAUGUGAAGAACAUCCCAUAUUGGGUAGAACAUUGUACAGUUUUUAUUUCAAAGCACAGCCUAAAGCCUUCUGUUCAGUUUUGUUACAUCUUUGCAUUUUAAGGUUUCAUUCUACUGCUAUGAAGUUGGUAUUUUAGCUUUGGUGAGUGUUGAAAUUGGUUAAAACCAUAAGGAACCGCCCUAGGCAGGUGCCUCUUCUGCCUACCCCUAGUUCAGGACCUGGGUGGCACUCAUAUGUAAUAUAAAUGUCCAAAUACAAGGUAGUCCCAUCUGCAGAUUGAAGAAAUAAUUUGUUUCUGAACAGUUGAUGCUAUUAUCUUAGAAUAAGAGUGGAAUAAACUGUCACAUGGACUGACAUGGGGGAGGGGAGGAAAUGUUUGUCACAUUGUCUUCAGGGCAGGGCACACUGUGGAAGUCUGUUUGAUAUCUAACUGCUAUCAUUUUCAAAUAGUGUGCCACAUAUUUUCAAAUUUCAAAAGCGCUUUCUCUGUUUCUUACCAUUUUUUAUAAAGGUUUUUAAGUUUUAAAAGUGAAUGUUUUAAUUUUCCUGUCUCUCAUAAUAAUUUGUCAGGCAAGUGGCAGCAUAUUAUCUAAUGUAUCAAACUGAAACAGUUUAGAGAGUCCAUAAUCUGGCAUAAUGAGCUGCUACUGGGAAAUACAAGAGGGAAAAUGAAAAAAAAAAAAAAAGUCAUUUUUAAAACCUACAUUUUUUUUUUAGAAAAAUGUUUAAACAUUUAAAAACCAAUUGGAAAAAAGUGCGUUUUUCCAUUUAAAAACUAUACAUUUGUAAAAAUGAUGUACCUUUAAUUCCACAUACUAAGAAGAAAAAAGUUUCCACAUUUAUUUCCCAGCAUUCUGUGUCUCCAUAUGUCCCAGACAUAUGUUGCAAAACAUUUAGUGGACUAACACACGGGUAUCUGUUUAAACAAAAUAAAUCUAGUUUAUCUAGUUAAUCUAUGAUCUAAUUACAGGAGAACCAACGUUUAACAAAGAAGGUGGCUUGAAAUACUUAUGUAUUGGGAUUCUGGAGUAUCUGUUUAGUAGUUAAGAUUUGUGCCUCCGAUUAUACCCCUAGUAGCUUCCCAUAUUCAUUUUAUUGAUUCACAGUAAAUGCUCUGUGAUAUAAUAUAGUAUUUUCAACUGGCAGUACACUGUAUACAUAGGGUUACCAUCUGUCCUCUUUUGAACCAGGCAGCCCAAUUUUAGCACACACUGUCUAGUUUAAAACUUUCUGGAUUUCUGACUUUGGAGAUCCGGACAGGACUCUGUGCUGAAUGAUGUGCGAGUCAGGCAAUUGCCAGCCACCAUAUCAUAGCCCCUGCUCCCUGACAUCACAUAUUUGCCCCCUAAGCAACAUCAUACAGCCCCAUGAUGUUACCAUCCCUGCCCCCAGUGUCACUCCCCCCCACUUGGAUUUUCAUUUUAGGUAAGGUGGCACCAGGGGUGUCCCAAGCCUACCGGGCGCCCUAGGCAACCCAGUCAGCCACCUCGCCCCUACACCCCCCGACGUAUGUGCGCGCAUGCGCCGUUGCGGGGGAGGGUGUCAUUGCCAACCGGUGGGGGCAAGAGAAGUAGCUUGGGGAAGGGGUGGGCAGGAGAGGUUCCUACAGGUCGCUCCCCCAAUCGUUGCACCCUAGGCAGGUGUCUCUUCUGCCUACCCCUAGUUCAGGACCUGGGUGGCACUCAUAUGUAAUAUAAAUGUCCAAAUACAAGGUAGUCCCAUGAGUGAAGAAAUAAUUUGUUUCUGAACAGUUGAUGCUAUUUUCUUAGAAUAAGAGUGGAAUAAACUGUCACAUGGACUGACAUGGGGGAGGGGAGGAAAAAAGCCUGCUGAAAUGACAAGCGUGUGACUAGUUUGUUACAUUUGUUUGUGAGUUUUGUUCUUUUGUCUUACAAAACAUUUAUACCAACUGAAUUUUUAGAAUGUUAAUGAUAUAAACAAGUUUGAGACAAAUUUUUAUUGCUCACUGAGGAAAGUCUUAUAUAGUAUAAAAUUCAAUGGAUUUUUAGGAAUACAUUUCAUUACUUGUUUACUAGUUUUGUACAGGUACUGCAUUGCACCAAGUGCCCAUUCUUUUUAGAACUCUCAUGAAAACCAAUGCAUCAUAAUAUACAUUAAAUUUAUACAGGUAUGGGAUUCUUUAUCCAGAAACCCAUUAUCCAAAAAGCUCCAAAUUACAGAAAAGCUAUCUCCCAUAGAGCCAAUUUUAAGCAAAUCUAAUCUAAUUAUUUCCUUUUUCUCUGGUUUUUCUAUGUUUAAAUUAUUUUAAGCAGACUUAAGGUAUGGUGAUCUAAAUUAUGGAAGAUUCCAUAGCUGGAAUACUCUAGAUUCCAAACAUUCCAGAUAAUAGAUCCUAUACUUGUAUGUUGCUUAGCAAUAUUAUUCAAGGAGAUAAUGUUGUAAACCUUUGAAGGGCCACUGUGUAUUUUCAUUUAUUAUUUAUAUUUUCCUAAUGGGGAAUUUCCUGACUCCUAUGAAGACAUUAUUGACUCAACUUACAAGUUUCGGAUUUGCACAAGACUGGUUACAAAUCUUUUCCCUAAAAAAAUUCAUAGCAGGAAGAUCUCACUGUGUUUGCAGGUACCUUUAACUCAAGAAAAAAAAAAAUAAAAAAUCAAUGCCAGCACCAGUAUUCCUCUGUACUGAGCCAAAUAAUAUUUUAGUGGACCUUUAAUAAUUCUCUUUCUAAAAUUUGCCAUUAAUGUUAUUUAACCCAAAGAUUACAUUCCACUGGAAAUUGUACGUUUUAAUUGUAUGGGAGUUUUUUGUAAUCAAAAAUGUUUGCUUAAAUUUCAUGAUGUAUUAAAUGAUUUACAAAUGUU
Messenger RNA from Xenopus tropicalis (tropical clawed frog), 5651 nucleotides. RefSeq names its product ATPase H+ transporting V0 subunit a2 (gene atp6v0a2). Bases 238 to 2775 code for a protein of 845 amino acids. The record is from RefSeq and is a predicted model, not a curated record. The transcript has 20 exons. Gene Ontology annotation, cellular component: proton-transporting V-type ATPase, V0 domain; membrane; vacuolar proton-transporting V-type ATPase, V0 domain. NCBI's taxonomy places the organism in Eukaryota, Metazoa, Chordata, Amphibia, Anura, Pipidae. Gene Ontology annotation, biological process: proton transmembrane transport. Gene Ontology annotation, molecular function: proton-transporting ATPase activity, rotational mechanism.